Colletotrichum godetiae is the source of this 1142-nucleotide messenger RNA. RefSeq lists its product as uncharacterized. The coding region runs from base 144 to 977 and encodes 277 amino acids. NCBI's taxonomy places the organism in Eukaryota, Fungi, Ascomycota, Sordariomycetes, Glomerellales, Glomerellaceae. The transcript has a single exon. The record is from RefSeq and is a predicted model, not a curated record.
CUUCACGGUCUGCCCUACCCAGAACUCCGAGGCCUGCUGCCCCUCGGGCAACUUCACCCGGAAUCAAGGGGAUCUCGAAUUCUUGCCGUUGAGUGCGAAGUCGUUAACUCCGCUUACUCGCAUUAUAUCAAUAAAACGCCUCCAUGGCCACCCCCGAAGAGAAAGCUCGAGAUGCUGGGCCUCCCAAGGUCUUCGCCGUCGGCAUGCUUCGCACAGGCACGUACUCACUCGCAGCCGCCCUCUCUGAACUUGGCUUCAAGCACGUCUUUCACGGUCUGAAUUCCCGGACGAAACCAACGCACUGGGCAUUCUUCGAGCGAGCCGCCAUUACAACUUGGCCUGAAGUCAACGCGAAGGGCCAGUCUGCUCCUACGCCAUUCAGUCGAGAAGACUGGGAUGAACUCUUUGGGCCGUACGACGCGGUGACGGACCUGUCGUGCUUUUGGGCACUGCAGCUGAUUGAUGCCUAUCCCGAAGCCAAGAUCAUUCUCACGGAACGCGACUUUGAUAAGUGGUUUCCGAGCUUCGAUAGCCAAGUCAUCCAACCGCUGUUCGGACCAUGGGUCGACUUGUUUCUCAAGGGUGUAGGUAUAGUGAUUGGCAACAGGGCUGGAUUCGCAAUGCAGAAGACUCUCAGCGGUUUCUUUGGUGGUGCUCGUACGAUCGAGGAGCUGCAUCGCCGAGCGCCGGAAGUCUUCCGAGAGCAUUCAGAGCGCAUCAAGGCUCAUGUAGCGCCCGAGAGACUCUUGGUGUAUCGCGUCGGCGAGGAUGGGUGGGAGCCUCUUUGCGAGUUUCUUGGGAAAGAAGUGCCUAAAGGCAAGGCGUUCCCGACGAUAAAUGACAAGGCUUCGCAUACUGAGUCGGACAGAGUCAUACGCCGAACAGCUUGGAUCCAGGCUGCUCGGACGAUUGCGCCGUACUCUGUUGCCAUCACGGCUGCGUACGUAGGGCAUGUCUAUUGGAGCCGCAUCGCGUAAAGAUAGCUGAAAGUCGCGGAGAAAACUCAAUAUAGUAUGGAAUGAGACUCGAGGAUGAUUGUGAAACGUUGAAUCAAUUGAAACCAGAUCCGAUGUGAUGCCAUGUUGUCUUGAUGCCGAUUCGUGGUGACAGGAGAGACGAGGAAGCGAUAAGAUAAGAUGGCG